AUGAUUACCUCUCGCCUCGCUCGCGUCGGUGCGCUGGCACCCAAAUCCCGUCUGUUCCUCGGAACUCGCAGCUAUGCCACCGCCCUUGAGAAGGUCGAGAUGACCAACCAGGAGAAGGGUAACUACAUCAGUUACAAGAAGAUGUCUGAGAACCUCGACAUCGUCCGCGGUCGUCUCCAGCGCCCCUUGACCUACGCCGAGAAGGUCCUCUACUCUCACCUUGACGAUCCUCAGGGCCAGGACAUCGAGCGUGGUAUCUCAUAUCUGAAGCUCCGCCCCGACCGUGUUGCUUGUCAGGAUGCUACCGCCCAGAUGGCUAUUCUGCAGUUCAUGUCCGCCGGCAUGGACCGCGUUCAGACCCCUACCACCGUCCAUUGUGACCACUUGAUCGAGGCUCAGGUUGGUGGUGAGAAGGAUCUGGCUCGUGCCAACGACAUCAACAAGGAGGUCUACGACUUCCUUGCCUCCUCCACUGCCAAGUACAACAUCGGUUUCUGGAAGCCCGGUUCCGGUAUCAUUCACCAGAUUGUCCUCGAGAACUACGCUUUCCCCGGUGGUCUUAUGAUCGGUACUGACUCCCACACCCCUAACGCCGGUGGUCUCGGUAUGGCCGCCAUUGGUGUCGGUGGUGCUGACGCUGUCGAUGUUAUGGCUGGUCUCCCUUGGGAGCUGAAGGCCCCCAAGGUCAUUGGUGUCCGUCUCACUGGUGAGAUGUCUGGCUGGACCACUCCUAAGGAUAUCAUUCUGAAGGUUGCCGGUCUCCUGACCGUCAAGGGUGGUACCGGUGCCAUCAUUGAGUACCACGGUCCCGGUGUCGACUCCCUGUCCUGCACUGGUAUGGCCACUAUUUGCAACAUGGGUGCCGAGAUUGGUGCCACCACCUCUAUGUUCCCCUUCAACGAGCGCAUGUACGACUACCUCAAGGCCACCAAGCGUGAGCACAUUGGUAACUCUUCCCGCGAAUACGCCGCCAACCUCCGCGAGGACCAGGGUGCCGAGUACGACCAGCUCAUCGAGAUCAACCUGUCUGAGCUCGAGCCCCACGUCAACGGCCCCUUCACCCCUGAUCUCGCUACCCCCAUCUCUCAGUUCAAGGAGGCUGUCAAGACCAACAAGUGGCCCGAGGAGCUCAAGGUCGGUCUCAUCGGUUCUUGCACCAACUCCUCGUACGAGGAUAUGUCCCGUGCCGCUUCCAUUGCCCGUGACGCUCUCGACCACGGUCUUAAGUCCAAGUCCCUCUUCACCAUCACCCCCGGUUCCGAGCAGAUCCGUGCCACCAUCGAGCGUGAUGGCCAGCUUCAGACCCUCGAGGAGUACGGCGGUGUCAUCCUGGCCAACGCCUGUGGACCCUGCAUUGGUCAGUGGGACCGCAAGGACGUGAAGAAGGGUGAUGCCAACUCCAUCAUCUCCUCCUACAACCGUAACUUCACUGGUCGUAACGAUGCCAACCCCGCUACCCACGCCUUCGUUGCCUCCCCCGAUCUCGUCGUCGCCUUGACCGUUGCCGGUACCCUCAACUUCAACCCCUUGACCGACAAGCUCAAGGACAAGGAUGGUAACGAGUUCUUGCUCAAGCCCCCCACCGGUGAAGGUCUCCCCGCCCGCGGCUACGAUGCCGGCCGUGACACCUACCAGGCUCCUCCCGCCGACCGUGCUUCCAUCAGCGUCGCUGUCUCUCCCACCAGUGACCGUCUCCAGCUCCUUGCCGGCUUCGAGGCCUGGGAUGGCAAGGAUGCCACUGACCUGCCCAUUCUCAUCAAGUGCCAGGGCAAGACCACUACUGACCACAUCUCCAUGGCUGGUCCCUGGUUGAAGUACCGUGGUCACUUGGAUAACAUCUCCAACAACAUGUUGAUCGGUGCCACCAACGAGGAGAACGGCAAGGCCAACUCGGUUAAGAACGCCUUCACUGGCAAGUACGACGCCGUCCCCGCCACUGCCCGUGACUACAAGGCCCGUGGUAUCAAGUGGGUUGUCAUUGGUGACUGGAACUACGGUGAGGGUUCUUCGCGUGAGCACGCCGCUCUUGAGCCCCGUCACCUCGGUGGUCUCGCCAUCAUCACCCGCUCCUUCGCUCGUAUUCACGAGACCAACCUGAAGAAGCAGGGUAUGCUUCCCUUGACCUUCUCUGACCCCGCCGACUACGAGAAGAUCAAGCCCGAGGACAAGGUUGACCUGCUUUGCACCGAGGUUGCCGUUGGCAAGCCCGUUACUCUGCGCGUCCACCCCGCCGAUGGCAGCGCCACCUUCGACAUCAAGCUCAGCCACACCUUCAACGAGUCCCAGCUCGAGUGGUUCCGUGAUGGUUCUGCCCUGAACACCAUGGCUCGCAAGGCCGCCAACUAA
Molecule: messenger RNA, 2346 nt
Organism: Penicillium taxi
Lineage: Eukaryota; Fungi; Ascomycota; Eurotiomycetes; Eurotiales; Aspergillaceae
Gene: acoA
Product: aconitate hydratase ACO1
Exons: 3
Coding region: 1-2346 (781 amino acids)
Biological process (GO): tricarboxylic acid cycle
Cellular component (GO): cytosol; mitochondrion
Molecular function (GO): aconitate hydratase activity; 4 iron, 4 sulfur cluster binding
Source: RefSeq, a predicted model, not a curated record